This is a messenger RNA of Clarias gariepinus (North African catfish), 2597 nucleotides long. RefSeq names its product prospero homeobox 2 (gene prox2). The transcript is spliced from 5 exons. Gene Ontology annotation, molecular function: DNA-binding transcription factor activity, RNA polymerase II-specific; RNA polymerase II cis-regulatory region sequence-specific DNA binding. The coding region runs from base 133 to 2112 and encodes 659 amino acids. NCBI's taxonomy places the organism in Eukaryota, Metazoa, Chordata, Actinopteri, Siluriformes, Clariidae. Gene Ontology annotation, cellular component: nucleus. Gene Ontology annotation, biological process: regulation of transcription by RNA polymerase II. The record is from RefSeq and is a predicted model, not a curated record.
CUCGCUGUCAGUCUCUCACCGCCCGAGCAACAGGUGCCUCAAAUUAAUAUUUAAGACCACUGUAGCACAUUGGUUUGUUGUGAAGUUACAUCAAGUCAAAGUGCAGCAGAAAAUAAUACGGCUGUAUUAAAAAUGAAUCUGACGCCACCAGACCAAAGCAUUCAUAAGCCUAACGAGGUCUGCAUGGAGGACAGCAAAGCAGAUCUAAUGCUGCAGUGCUUUCGCCGAGACAUGUACGAGGAGCGUCUCUCGUCCUACCACAACGCGCCGCUCAUCUCUCAUCUUUUACGAAAAACCAUCCACAAUAAACGGUCCAUUCUUAACAAUAACCAACCGUACAUGCCAGCGACCUCUAUUGCUUGCUCCAGCAUGGUUGAGUCAAGACCUACAGUGACUGAGACCACUCAGGAUGACUGGAGUAACCUGUCUUCCAAGGACAGCCAGCUGGAAUCGACGUCUCCUGUUCACACUUCCAGUGGAAUAAGCGCUGAACCUGAAUGCCCACUGAGCGAGCAUGUCCAGGCCAAACGAGCAAGGGUGGAGAACAUCAUACGAGGCAUGGCGAGCUCACCAGGCGACAAGUCACAUGCAGAAAGAGAGAAUGCUGAGAGUGAAAUCAGCAAGUACAGCAGAGAAGUGUAUAAAGAGAGCAAACGCAAACAGAAGCUUCCUCAGCACCAGGAGCACAACCAUGCUGGAAUUUCAGCAAACACUGAUCAUAAUAUAAGCAGAGAUGAAGAGUGUCACAAGCUAAGGAAACAACUGCAGAGCAUGCAGCAGCUCUUACAUCAACUUCAGGAGAAAUUUCUAAGGAUGUAUGACCACAAUAGCUCAGAGAAUGAGGAGAAAGGGGAGCAGCAAGACAGCCAUGAGCUUGAUGUAUGCAUGAGUUCUGACAACAUCAGCAUGCUUGAACACAAAGAGAGCAUGAAACAAGAUGAUGGAUGUUUGAGCCCGCAGAGGGAUCAGAAGAACCUCCAGGAAAUGCUAAAAUGUGAGCUUUCCAGAGCUAUAAGUGAAAGUGUUGAUAUGGUGUUCAGAAAACUCUCUAUGAUCCUAGAGAACCAAUCACCACAGCUACAUCUGUAUCAGAGUCCAGACUGCACAGGUAUGGAGAAACGAGACCAUCAGGCAUGCACUAGAGAGUCUUCUGACCUAGAGAAUGCCACAAAACCAAUGCCUGUAGAGUGCUAUGAAAACACACCUUCACACAGUCCAGAGCAUCAAACAGAAGCUUUGUCUCUCGUAGUCCGAAAAUCCCCGUUAAACGCUUUGGGUUCAGUAGGGCAUUCAGUAAAGAGACCCUAUCCCCUGCACCAAUCUCCAUUCCAGUUCAGUCACAGCGCUUCUCUGCAUGACAGCCAAAUCUUGGAGCACCUCCUCAAGUAUGGACCUCAUUCUAAUUUCACUGGGAUCUCUUGCCUUCCCCCAUCAUUGGAGAGAUCACCCCAAGAUUCAGUGGCUCUUCCUUGGGAAAGCAUUGCUUUGAGGUCAAAGGUAAGCUCUGGCCACCUCGGGCAGCACCAUCGUCCCGGGGCUCUCGGCCAAGUGACAGUAGAUGGCCUUUGCCUACCGCAUGUCAAGAUGGAGUGUGGAGAACUGCAGAGUAUGGCGGAGAGGAGCACCUUCAUGCCACUCAGUAUCCAAGAAGGAUUAACGCCUAACCAUUUGAAGAAAGCCAAACUGAUGUUCUUCUACACGCGGUACCCGAGUUCGAACAUCCUAAAGACCUUUUUUCCUGAUGUCAAGUUUAAUCGCUGCAUCACUUCCCAGCUAAUCAAGUGGUUUAGUAACUUCCGAGAGUUCUACUACAUUCAGAUGGAGAAGUUUGCACGCCAGGCUAUUAUGGAUGGAGUAAGUGACGUGAAGGACAUGUCUGUUACCAGAGACUCAGAAGUCUUCCGUGCUCUUAACAUGCACUACAACAAAGCCAAUGAUUUCCAGGUGCCUGAGCGCUUCUUGGAGGUGGCUGAAAUCACCCUGCAUGAAUUUUAUAACGCCAUCUCUCUCAGCAAAGAUUCAGACCCGUCAUGGAAAAAAUCCAUUUACAAAAUCAUCUGUAAACUGGACAGUGAUGUUCCUAAUGAGUUUAAGUCUCCUUCAUAUUUGUAGAUACAUUUACCAGGUACAGAUCUCCGCAGGCCUGAACGAAGUUUCUGACAAAGAAAACCUUGUGAUUUUUUACGACUCGUAGGAUCGAGGUCUGAUAUCUGCUUUGAAUAUGAAUGAAUGCUUUAGGAGAUUUGGUAGCCAUUUUUUGCAUUGUGCUCACUCUUGAUACAGGGAAUCAUGUGUAAUAUAGCUUUCAUUUCAUUUGUGUGAACUGUAUUUUAAUUUUUUACCACCAAGUUUAUAUGUCAAGUUAUGCAGUUUUGUUUUAAAAUACAGUACAUUAUGUAUCAUUUUGGAUAUGAGGAAAAAAAGAAGUGUUUUCUGUUAUCAUGUAAAUUGGAAUUUAUUCAGCUUGGAUUUGUCUUCUAUAAAAAAAAUUCUGAUAUAAGUUGGAAUGUUCCUCUCAUUGGGGAAAAAAGUGUCUGUAAUUAAAAGUAUAUCUAAAAAGAUGCUACUUCCUGCUUAUAGUUGUGUAAUAUGGUAUA